AAGCUUUGUAGCAUAAGCUUCGUCCUUAAAAGGAACUCUCACCAAUAAGAUCGACAAAUGUUACAUUGCCACACUGAAGUGAAAGGAGCCAAUUUAAAACCGGUACCAAGAGAAGAAAUCGGAAAUAAGCGGGAUGACACAUCGCUUCUCCCGCGUCAAACGCCUUGAGUCUUCGGUGCAGUUUCCAAUUGUGAUAGAAGAUGAGUACAUUGAUUUGACGUCGAUCGAUUAUGACAAUGACUCGGAUGACAGUGGUGCUGCGGGAAACUCUGCUGCCUUUGUACAAGUUAAACCUGGCAAGUCCUUGAUGGAAAAGAAGCUCAUGGAAGGGACUAACGAUAAUUUCUUGGGUACAGAUUCACUCCGGGAUGUCCAAAUGAUGCAGUUGGAUGUUAUGCCCGACGGUGAAAAAUUCGACGAUUGUUUCCAAAGCGGCCCACUAGUUAGAGAUAACAAUGAGAAGAGCAUCGUGGAUCAUAUGGUAGGCGUUUUGCGUUCGCCCAAUGGAACAACAGAGGCGAUGCAGGAACACGGACAAGCAACAAGACGAAAGAAAAUUAAGACACCUGGUGGUGCCAUGUAUCAGAAGGCCAUGCGGUUCAUUGCCGGCAGUCGGAAAAAAUCUCACGGUGUCAUCAACUCAAAUCCCGUCAUAUCGUGCGGGUCAGAACUUUCCAAUACUAGUAGUUGUGGAGGCGACCGCAUAUACCGUAAGGCUGUACUAGCCAGAGUUGAGAAGAUUGCAACCAUGACGAAAAGUAAAACUAGAAACUUGAGCCCUAUUCGAAUCGACGGAGAAGGAGGGGGGUCCAAUCGCGUUCACCCUUCAUCAGAUAGGGAUAGUCUUGAAGUGCUUUUGAAUAACCUUGACAGGGAAGGACCGGAACGCUCUCUGGAAACUGAGACGGUGCAAGCCGUGCUCAGUGAAGGCAUGAUAGAAGGUGUGAGAAGAGGAAGAUGUCGACUUGAAGGAAGCUUUGAUUCGAAUACUGUGGCGGAAGAAGAUGCGGCACGAAAUCAAGCUCAUCCGACGCCGAUUCAAUCCGAUGUGCUGAGUCGGCACCAUACUACCAGCAUCAUCAGGCAAGAACAUUUUGAGUCAAGACCGGAGGUUUCACUAGACGCACCGACCGGGCAAGUUGCUCGAAAAAAGAGUCGAUCGAAGCAGCCCUCCCAAAGUAAUCAGGACCGAAACUGCUUUUCCACAGAAACCGAACAGAGGUUCGUUAAACCAUUAAGAAGGAGUAUCUCGCCAGUCAGAACCAGAAGUCCGGACGGCGCGAUGAAAGUAGGACCUAAGGUUUCGCCCCAAAACAGAGAAAGCAGUGCAAUUGAGGCCGGUCAGGCCUAUCGAGACAUUCAACCGGCUUGUACGAGAGGUGAGCUAUUGCAGAGGGAUUAUGGCUCGAUUGCCAAGAGGUACCAGAACCCAGUUGAAGCAACCCAGGAGAUGACUGCUAAAAUCGGCGGCUCAAGAAGAAACCAGGAUUUCUUUUCGAUGUUCGACGAUACAACAGAAGUCUCAGAGGUACGCAGUUGUGACAACUUUAGCACAUUAUCUAACCACCACAACGACAGUUUUCCCAUCGUCUCUCCGAAAAGUAGCGAAGCUUUCUUCUCUUUUGAAUUAAAUGGAAUUUCUUCAGACCUAAACUUUCAGAAGCAGAUCUUAAAAGAACAACCAAGAAGCUCGUUACGAAUUUCUCCCAAUCGGAGUCUGCGAGACAGGCAUGAGCCCGUUGAAGGAGAAGAACGAGAUGAGACGCGCCAGGAUGAUCCAGACGGAAGGGUUGAACCCGGGCAGCCGAUUGACAUCAUCAAAAUCAAACCUAGCGACGAGCACUACCUGGCUGAAGUCAUCGAUGUCAGCGGCUUUUCAGACGAAAGACGAUUCCGUCGAUUGGUGACCGUUGCAGAACCACAUUCGAGACAGCAGGAGUCGAGAAGCAGGAGUCCGACGGGAAAAGGUUUAAGAUCCAUGGAUUCUGUUUCAAACAAGUUGAUUAAUCCCAAACGCUCAGCUCUAAAAAGUUCUUUCUCACGGAGUCAAAGUCCAUUGAAGCGAUCGGUGACUUUGAACCUUCAAGGCGAGGAAUCUUUAUCGAAGACAUCAUUGGUAACCUCUAGUGCUUCUCAAAAGCAAGAACAACCUAAGAACAAGGAUCUUCUGGAAGUUGACGAAAGAGUAAUCAGCUACUCCGGAGCUCGAAGAGAAGGCACUCAAUUUCAUGGGAAAGACUUUCGAAGGAGCCAUAGCUUUUCGUCCCAGAACAACACAAGUAUUGAACCCUCUGAAUGCGCUCCGACCUUUGACAAAUUUGUUUCGAAACCAAAUGCCGACAAUGAAGCAGUACGAAGAAAGUUUUUGAAGAGCGACUACAGCCAGGACUGUGCAAAGAGGGUUGCAAACAACACCUCCAGCUCUGUCUCGAAUCUUUACAAUGCAGAUGAGAAGAGGGAAAAGGCCAAUGCACUCUGUGAAUCAGCCCCGCAACUAUAUGCCCAAUAUGAGAAUGAAAGUCACUGCGGUCCUCUCGGACAAAGUGAGCCUCGAGAAGAUCCACAUGGCGAGGAUAGCGUAGGUGACGACUACACUACGGACAACACAAACGGAAGCGGAUCCGAGGAGACGGAUUCCAAAAUAUCGAAUCAAUCUCUAUUUGAAAGCGAGGAUUCGGAUCUCGACGAUCUUGACGUAGAGUUGUAUGACUCAUUUGCUGUCCCGUUUCUGGUUCGCAUGCUGGAUAAGAGUUUUGCAUGGCUAGAAAAAAGCAAUGAUCAAUUCCCCUGUGGUGGAGGUUCUCACUCUCUCCUCAAAGAAACUCGAAAGGGGCCUGAGGAUUCCAAGAUGAGCGUUGUACAGCCUUUAUUUGGCGUACAAGAGGGUUUUUCCCAACAUAAUUGCACGGACAAUCAAAACGAUGUCACCUACCGGUCGGCUCGUCCAUCCCCUCUCACUGCGCACACUUACAAAUCUCCAGCAUUAAACACCUUUCUCAAGCAAGAAGAAUUGGUCAAGUCGACAAAGAGCCUCACUCCUAAGAUUUCCAAUACUACUACCAGGAGGGCAGGGCCGGCAAAUGGACAGAUCGCACUGACAGAAACGCCACAAGAAGCAUAUAUUGGAAGGGGAUACACCGCUUCAGCCAGGGACAUACUCGAAUCUAACCAUAUUUAUGCAGAUCAGUCUCAAAGAAAAAUUGAAUUUGAUGUGGGUGCGGGUGCCGGUGGACAAAAGAAAAUAGAUGCAAGUGAAUGCACAGAGUUGAGUACACAGUGCAGCACGAAAACCGCCGUUGACAAAUCUACUCAUGCAUCUGGCCGUAGUAAAGCAAAGACUUUCGCCGAGAGGAAGGCUCAGAUCGUUGCUGAACGAAAUGCUCUGAGAGCUGUCGCUAUUGCGACAAUGAGGCAGGCUGAGAAGGGGGCCAAUUCUUAUAGCGAGGCCAGAAACGGAGAGAAGAAAUCUGCUGUAAUCAAAUGUCCAACAAGUGGUGUUGUUAGUAGGUCGAAACCGGCAGACCAUCCACUUGAUCCAGGAUCGGUAAAUCUGCCUGUCCGAUCCACGCAUAUGGAAAAUGCCAAGAAGUCUCGACCAAUCAGCCCUGAGAAACAACGUGGCAGCGACAAGAGUGAUACCGAAAAGGGAGAGUGCUCGUCACGUCCAAGUUACUUUCAAGAGAAACUAAAGGCUCGCUUAGCUCACGUCCGUGGUUUGGACACUCCCGAGCUGGAGCUUCCAGCGGAAAGUCGAAAUACCCUCGAAAGCACCCGAUUUAGCCGCGAUCCGGAGGACGAAGUCCCAAAAUCCCAAAAGAGUGACAUUCCUAUUGGUAAUGUUAGACCGGAUGACUAUCGUUCUGAGAAGGCAGCAUCACUCAGUAGCGCUGGAAGCAAUCGGCACAGGUCCUUCGCUGGUGGGCCAGAAUCCAUGGUAUCUAACUCGUCUCGUUCCCGCAAAAGUCCCCCGGGAUCUCCGCAAAAAAGGCUUUCGCAAAAAGUGAAUUUCUUUUUGAAGACAAUUAGGGAAGACAUCGCCAUAGGAGGUGAAAAUCAGAAUGAUUUUUACGCCUCUUUGACGGAAGACGAACGGUUGGCUGCCUUAGAAUUGGCCGAAAAGCUCCGGCGACGGGCUGCCACGCUCAAACGUCGACGCAAGGUCCGAGAACGUCGAAAUCCCGAGGCUACACCGCAUCUGCCAGAGAUGACCUCAAGCAAUGCGCUCUGAGAGAAUCCUCCCGCGGGGUCGAGUUCAGUGAGGACGAGGGCAGGAAGUCAAAGAGAAACGAACAAAUGGAAAUAUUGAAUAACUAAAAAAAUUGCCAACCC
Molecule: messenger RNA, 4329 nt
Organism: Phaeodactylum tricornutum CCAP 1055/1
Lineage: Eukaryota; Bacillariophyta; Bacillariophyceae; Surirellales; Neidiaceae
Exons: 1
Coding region: 134-4228 (1364 amino acids)
Source: RefSeq, a predicted model, not a curated record